AAAUUCCCCGGCUCUCUCUGUGUAUCGCACUGCGUUGUAGUUGGCAAGUUCUGUGUGACGACGGCCUUUUGGACGGCAUUUGGCCCGCCGUGACAAACGCACGGACGGACGGACGGUCGGAUGGAUGUACCGAAGGAAGGAAGUGAGUGAGGCCACACGAAGACUGCGUGUCGGAAGUAUCCCGAACUGUAGAGUUCCUAAAGCUGUUCCGCUCCAGUUUUGACUCCGAACUGACAAGCCGUGUGUUCAGAACUAACCAGGCGGCAAAAAGGCAAACAACCAGCUGGUUGUCGGGACGGAACUUCCAAAACACCGAAGAAUUGAUCAUUCAUUCAAACAGAGGGCUUCCCCAGUGCAAUAGAGUAGAAAGAUUUAUUCGAUUUACUCUCUAGGACGCUGUCGUGUUGCUUCCCCGAUGGUUCCAAGUUCAGGGGUUUUGAUUCGAUUAGUAUCAGCUCGUUGAUUAUGGUUCAAAUAAUUUAAUUUCACCCUCCCCGGGCUCAGUGCGGGCGAUAAAAAAGACUUUCAUUGUGACGCGUGCAGUACAAUCAACAGAUUUUGUUUUCAUUGGUGGACUGCUGUAUCUGGUACCGGUACCGAUACAUUCUGGAACCUCUCGGGGAGUAAUCCUUCGUCCGGCAGGGUAGUUUCGGUGUGAGUGUGGAAAUCAACAAAUCAAACAAGUCCGCACCGAAAUCGAGUGAGUGGGGCAGUGCGUUUCUUCCAAGUGAUUUGGUGAUCAGUGACCCCGAGAAUUUGAACUCCUGAACUAGACGUUUGUUGGACGCUGUGCAGACGAAGACAGGAAAAAAAAAAGAGCUAAAUCAAAAGCAGAACAAAUCAGUCAAAGUCAUCACCAUCUUCGACCUCCAGUAGUUCCCCGCUUCGCCGAUUUCAAUGAACUAUGGAAGUGUGGCUGCCACCGAUUAAAACUUGAACAGGAAGUGAGUCGAAUGCUGCGAGCAAAGGGUCAAUAGAAGAGCAAGCGGAAACGCACAGGAAGACAACUCGUGGCUGUCACGGCCAAGAGGGAAGAAACCGAGUAGCAAAAACUAGCCGGGUAACCGGACCGAAACAUGGGACACUUGAGCGGUGGGAGCAAACAGCGAAAUAAACAGCGGCGGCACCAUCAGAAGGAAGCAGCCCUUCGACGGGAGGAGCGCAUGCGGAAGCUGCUCGAUGUAGAUGUUAUGAAAUUGCCACUUCGACUGGACAUCAAGAGGCGGUUAACGUCCCGCUCGGAUCGCGUAAAAUCGGUCGAUUUGCAUCCCACGGAACCAUGGAUGCUGUGCGCUCUAUACAAUGGCCACGUACACGUAAUGAAUUACGACAACCAGCAGCUGGUGAAGGAUUUCGAAGUGUGUGACAUUCCGGUACGAUGCGCACGAUUCGUGGCCCGCAAAAACUGGAUCAUCACCGGUUCGGACGAUAUGCAGGUGCGGGUGUUCAAUUACAACACCCUGGAGAAGGUUCACUCCUUCGAGGCACACACAGAUUAUGUGCGCUGCAUUGCAGUUCACCCGACACAGCCCCUGAUUCUGACCUGCAGUGACGAUAUGCUGAUCAAACUGUGGAACUGGGAGAAGAUGUGGUCCAUGCAGCGGGUGUUCGAAGGUCACAAGCACUACGUUAUGCAGAUUGUGUUCAACCCGAAGGAUAACAACACAUUUGCCAGUGCAUCGCUGGAUCGGGACGUUAAGGUGUGGCAGUUGGGAUCGAAUGUGGCCAAUUUCACGCUGGAAGGUCACGAGAAGGGUGUGAACUGUGUGGAUUACUACCAGGGUGGCGACAAGCCGUACCUAAUCUCCGGUGCUGACGAUCGGUUGGUCAAAAUUUGGGAUUACCAGAACAAGACUUGUGUGCAAACAUUGGAAGGACACGCCCAGAACGUGUCGGCCGUUCUGUUCCACCCGGAGUUGCCCAUUGUGCUGACCGGAUCGGAGGAUGGCACUAUCCGAAUUUGGCACUCGGGUACCUAUCGGUUGGAGACAUCGCUUAAUUAUGGUUUCGAACGGGCGUGGACGAUUGCCGCAAUGCGGGGCACAAACAACGUUGCGCUGGGCUAUGACGAAGGCUCCAUCAUUAUCAAGGUGGGCCGCGAGGAGCCGGCCAUGUCGAUGGAUGUGAACGGAGGCAAAAUCGUGUGGGCACGACAUUCGGAAAUGCAGCAGGUCAAUCUCAAAGCGCUACCCGAGGGUACUGAAAUCAAAGACGGUGAAAGGUUACCGGUGGCGGUCAAAGACAUGGGCGCCUGCGAAAACUAUCCACAGACGAUUGCCCACAACCCGAACGGACGAUUCGUGGUCGUUUGCGGCGAUGGCGAGUACAUCAUCUACACCUCGAUGGCGCUGCGAAAUAAGUCGUUCGGUUCGGCUCAGGAAUUCGUGUGGGCCGCGGAAAACAGCGAGUAUGCCGUGCGCGAAUCCAGCGGAGCCGUAAAACUGUUCCGCAACUUCAAGGAGCGGAAGAGCUUCACUCCGGAUUAUGGCGCAGAAGGUAUAUUCGGCGGACAACUGCUGGGAGUUAAGACCUCCUCCGGGUUAUCAUUCUACGACUGGGAGAACCUCGAGCUGAUUAGAAGGAUUGAAGUUCAACCAAGACACGUAUUCUGGAACGAAGCUGGCACGCUUGUUUGUCUGGCCACGGAAGACUCCUACUUCAUCCUGCAGGUCGACAUCGGCAUGAUUCAGAACGCAUUGGCCACAAAGCAGCAGGUUAGCGAAGAUGGGAUCGAGGAAGCUUUUGAGGUGCUGGGAGAAGUCCACGAAAUGGUUCGAACCGGAGUCUGGGUUGGUGACUGCUUCAUCUAUACGAACUCCGUGAACAGGAUCAACUAUUACGUCGGGGGUGAGAUUGUCACCGUUUCCCAUCUCGAUAGGACGAUGUAUUUGCUGGGAUAUGUGCCGAAGGAUAAUCGACUCUACCUCGGCGACAAGGAGCUGAAUGUGACCAGCUAUGCGUUGCUCCUCUCGGUGCUCGAGUACCAAACCGCGGUGAUGCGACGGGAUUUCGACACAGCCGACCGAGUGCUACCCACCAUCCCGAAGGAGCAUCGCACCCGCGUGGCACACUUCCUCGAGAAGCAAGGUUUCAAGCAGCAGGCGCUGCAGGUUUCAACCGAUCCGGAGCACCGGUUCGAUCUGGCGCUGCAAAUUGGCGAUCUGGAUACAGCGCUCGAGCUGGCACGAGAAUCCGACAGUCCCCAAAAGUGGUCCCAGCUUGCCAGCAUCGCGACCAGCAAGAACAAGUUCGACCUGGUCAAGGAGUGUCUCACCAACGCGAACGACUACGGCGGUCUGCUGCUGCUGGCCACCAGCACGGGUGACGCCGAUAUGCUGCAGAAUCUGGGCGAGAACGGUGAAUCACAGGGGAAGUUCAACAUCUCCUUCCUGUCGAUGUUCUUGCUGGGCGAUCUAGAGAAAUGCUUGGACAUUUUAAUUCAAACCAAUCGGAUACCGGAGGCUGCAUUCUUCGCCAGAACCUAUAUGCCCAACAAGAUUUCAUACGUGCUGAACAUUUGGCGGACGGAGCUGGGUAAAAUCAACGAGAAAGCCGGCCAGAGUUUGGCCGAUCCGGAGCAGUACGAGAAUCUAUUCCCUGGUUUCUACAACGCGGUUAAAACAUACCAAUUUCUGCAGCCAGAAAGAGCGACUCUGCUGCCAGCCAGCUCCGCUAUCAAUGUCCCACUAAACAUCGAGCGCAAUCCGGUGGAAGAAAUGACAGCAGCUGAAAAUGAAGGACGAUUUGAUUACGAUCCGAGAAUUAACAGAGAAGGAUACGUUCCGCCGGCGAAACCUGAGGCUGAUGCAACGGAACCUGAACCAGCUACCAUCGUUACGGGCGAGAUAUUAAUCCCAACACUCGCAUCGGAUGUAUCUGCCUCCCUGCCUCAACCUCCGACUGUAAAUCCAAUCAAGCGAAAGAGCUCGCUAGAGGACUUCGAGUCGGAAAUUGAAGCACUGAACCUGGACGAUAAUAUUGACACUUCGGAUGUAAAUAUAGACGACGAUUUGUUAAGUGAUUGAGAAUGGCGGAUAUUCCGAUAGGAAGCAGACUGCGGUGUAGCGAGAGAAAUAAUAAUGAAAAGUAAUUCCCCUUUUUAGUAGUGCUAGUAAUAGAGAGAAUAUAGAAGUUUAUUACAAUUAAACACUGAGAAGAAACAAAAACUGAACCACAAAAAAUAAUGUUAUCGAAAUGGUUAUCCGAGCGAAUAUUGGGUAAGGUGAUGAAAGAAAGCAAACAAACAAUUGGAAGAUUUGUAAAACAAAGCGUAACAGGAGAAUUUUGAAUCAAACGAUUGAUAAACACGUGCUGCACUUGGAGAAAUAGGUGGUAAAAGUAUAGCAUUUAGAGAAUAUUAACCUGACUUCAACAGUCCUGUCCUUGUCUUUUAACACCUCCGUCAUUUGAAGAAGACGAAGCAGAAACAGUUAAUGUGUAGUUAUAUCAACCAAAAUAAGGCAAGUAGCAAAGCACCUGGGAAGGGAAUCGUUUUCCGGAUGAUAAUUACCAACCGACUCGCGCAAGGACAAAUAGAUUUGACCAAAUAUUCCAAAACGAAACAAAAAAAAACGGUCGCGCAAUAUGUGGUUUCCAAUUUGAGCCCGAAGGUGUGAAGUUUGAUGACACCUACAUCUUACUUUUUUUAUUACUAACUAGGAUAUAUUUUGUAUCGUUAUCAAAUAUUGAUUAUUGUCAUUAUGAGUAAUUAUUAUCUAUAUUUUGUCUCCUGAUUAUAUCUGCAGAAAACAAACAAAAAAACAGCAAAUCAUUAAACCGAAAAACCAACAAUAUAUUAAAAGUAUGUAUAAAAUUCA
Toxorhynchites rutilus septentrionalis is the source of this 4817-nucleotide messenger RNA. RefSeq names its product coatomer subunit beta' (gene beta'COP). The transcript is spliced from 16 exons. The record is from RefSeq and is a predicted model, not a curated record. Gene Ontology annotation, cellular component: COPI vesicle coat. Gene Ontology annotation, biological process: retrograde vesicle-mediated transport, Golgi to endoplasmic reticulum; intra-Golgi vesicle-mediated transport; endoplasmic reticulum to Golgi vesicle-mediated transport. NCBI's taxonomy places the organism in Eukaryota, Metazoa, Arthropoda, Insecta, Diptera, Culicidae. The coding region runs from base 1077 to 4025 and encodes 982 amino acids. Gene Ontology annotation, molecular function: structural molecule activity; protein binding.